GCCGCGCCGAGGGAGUAGCGUCGCUUCCGUCGCGCCACAAUGGCGAGCUCUGGGCGGCGGGCGGGCCGGCGGUAGCGGGCGGUGAGUGCCUUUCUCUUGGCGGCCGGCGGCAGGGCGAGGCCUUUCCCGGCGGCGGCCUAUGCUCCUUGCCCGCCCCUUGGCCUCCCUCCCUACGUCUCUCGGUCCCCUCGUGCCUGGCCCUGACGCGGCCCCUCUGCUCGCGGGCUGUGUCCGGCUGAGGCGGCAGGUUUGGCUUAUGCUGCGCCACAGUCCCUCCACCGGAGUCGGGAGUCGACAGGAGUGGGCUGAGGACCUUCAUUAGCCUGUGGGAGGCCAAGGCGGAGCGAGCCGGGAGCUGCAGCGUGGCGGCAAGGGAGCCCUGGCCCACGUAGUGUGUUUCCUGCCCGGUGUCUUAACACCUGCGCCUGGGUUCCGCUGGCAACUUGGGCGGCGCUGCCUGAUGCUGCAGGCCCCGCAGGCAACCGGGUCCUGCCCAUCGGCGACGCCGCUGGCCCCCCGGGCAGCCCCCUGCGCACACCAGGUUCGCACCUCCAGUCGUGGUCGGGAGCCGGAGGCGAAUGUGGGAAUCGCUAAAUUGAACAGCAAUAACCAUGGGAGAUGCUGCAAAACCUUGCUUUGCCAAACAAAAUAAGGAACAGGAAAUUUUGCAUCCAGGAGAAUUAAAAGAAAGUCCCUUACAGAUGGACUACCUAGUCAUGGAUGAAUAUGGAAGUGGCUGUAGCAAUAAAGUAGAUACCAGCCUGCAAAAGAAAAAAGGAACUCCAGGUCAUUACGGAAGCAGUCCCAGGCGAGGGCAACAAAGUGUUUUGAGUAGCCCAAAUUCACUUAAAAACACAGCUUACAGUCAAGGGUCAAAGUUAAAUGAUACCCAAAGAGACCAAAUGAAGAAGUGGGUAUCUGAUGAUCACCAUGGUACUUCUGACACCUGGAGAGAGUAUUGUUCUGCUGCCUGGAUUCCUGGGCAUGGCAGGACAAGAAAGGACUCUUUUCACGAGGUGGAAGGUGCUGGAAACAGAAAUGUAAGACGACAACUUCAGGAAGAUUUAAUGAGCAAAGAUGUGCCAGACAUGCAGAAAGGAACUUCUGAAAUGAAGAAGCUUAGAAAACCAAGAAGACUGAGAAGAACUAGAAAAGAUGAGUGUGAUCAUGAUGAAGUGGAAGGUCCAGUCAUAGAUGAAUCCGUGCUGUCAGCAAAAGAACUUCUGGGACUGCAGCAAGCUGAAGAACGAUUGAAGCGAGACUACAUUUAUAGACUGAAGAAGCAACCUCGAAGCUACCCAUCAGCAAAAUAUACCUGCAAGUUGUGUGAUGUUCUGAUUGAGUCAGUGGCUUUUGCUCAUAAGCAUAUUAAAGAAAAAAGACACAAGAAAAGCUUAAAGGAAAAGCAAGAAGAACAACUGCUGACUGCUCUUCCUCCUCCAACGCCUUCCCAGAUACGAGCUAUCAGUGUUGCUAUUGAAAAUGUUGUGCAGGAGUUUGGCUUAAAUAAUGAAGAUCUAGAAGAAAGGCUUAACAUCAAAACAAUGAUGGAAAACUUGCUGCGUCAAAAAUUGCCAGAGUGUUCAUUAAGAUUGUAUGGCUCCUCCUAUAGCAGAUUCGGCUUCAAAACUUCAGACUUAAACAUAGAUACCCAGUUUCCUGCCAAUAUGACUCAACCAGAUGUUCUCUUACUUGUGCAAGAAAGUCUCCAGAACAGUGAAUCUUUUACGGAAGUUGAUGCAGAUUUCCAUGCUAGAGUACCAGUGGUGGUGUGCAGAGAAAAGCAAAGUGGCCUUAUUUGUAAAGUGAGUGCAGGGAAUGAGAAUGCUUGUCUGACAACAAACCAUUUGGCUACACUUGGAAAGCUGGAACCUACUAUCGUACCUUUAGUGAUUGCCUUCAGGUACUGGGCAAAGUUAUGUUGUGUUGAUCGUCCUGAAGAGGGAGGCUUGUCACCUUAUGUGUUCGCUUUAAUGGUUAUUUUCUUUCUACAACAGAGGAAAGAGCCCUUUCUGCCAGUCUAUUUGGGAUCAUGGAUUGGAGGAUUCUCCUUAAACAAAUUAACUAAUUUUCAUCUCAGAGAAGUCAAGAAUGAUGCUGUGGUUUGGGAGCAUAACCCUACUGAUGAUUCUGAUUUGCCACAAGAGACUUCUCCUAGAAGGGGCAAGGUUCCCUUAGUAUUUGAUGUAGGUCAGCAGUGUUCAGCACCUGUUGGUCAGCUCUGGCUUGAACUGCUUCGUUUCUAUGCUUUGGAGUUCAAUAUGGCUGAUUUGGUUAUUAGCAUACGACUCAAGGAACCAGUGUCUCGUGAAUUAAAGGACUGGCCUAAAAAGCGCAUUGCUGUGGAAGACCCAUAUUCAGUCAAAAGGAAUGUGGCAAGAACUCUGAACAGCCAACUAGUGUAUGUGUAUGUUCUUCACUGUCUGAGAGCAACUUAUAAGUACUUUGCCUUGCCUCAGAAGAAAAGUGCAAAAUGGAGCAAAAUACCCUCUUCAAAUGCAACUGAGGAGAAAUCCCAAAUGCUGGACCAUGGAAAAGAUGCUAUAAAACAUGAAGAUUCUGAUUUGCAAAACUUGGAUGGUAGAACAACCACAGCCAUAGUAGAAGGUAGCAUUGCAGAGGAUACACAUUUUCCCAAGGAACAUAAAAUUGGUCCUUCAAAACUGUGUGAUGGCUCAGAAAGUUUCACAGAAGAAGAAUUGGCUGAUGAUAUAAGUCAUCUGGGAAUUAGCCAUGAAGACUCAGACUGCAUAAUAGAGGAAGUUAUUUCUGGAGAUAAUGAGGAUUUUAAACCUAGUUGUGAAGAGACAGAGAGUGAAGAUGAAGAAGAGGAGGAAGAGGAAGAACAUGAACAACAAAAAGGACAAUGGGAUACUAUUUUGGCUGCUGAGCAGACAAUUGAUGAAGACAGUGACAGUGGAGAACUCCCUGUUAUGGUGAAUGAGCAUGAAAUAGAGACAUGUAGGAUUUCAGACUUAGAAGGUUUUCAACACACUGCACUUACAGAGAGUGAUGAAUUUGGCUUGGAGUGCAGUGGUAUAACAGAUGAUAAGAUUGACAUUGAUGAGUAUAGUAGCACUGAAGGUACUGAUGAAUUGGAUGAAUCCCCACAAAAAUUUCUAUGUACAGCACAGAGUCAUAUAUCCCAAAUUAUUAACUCAGAUGAUGAAGAGGAAGAAGAGGAUGCACCAACUCUUCUAAAUCAGAGAGAAUGCAGUGCUACCAUUAGAGCUGGAGGUGAACUAAGUAACAUAUGUACUGGAUCUGGAGAUGAUGAUGCACUGUCAGAGGAAGAAGAUGAUUUUUCCAUCCCCAGUAAAUAUGAAAACAAGCAAUUCAAAGAAAGUGUAGGUGGACCUCUGAGGAACAAUUUGAGUCAAGAAUAUCAUACUGAGAAGGGAAGCCAUUCUGAAGAGACCACAGCAGUAGAACAGUGCUUCGAAUCUGAACUUUUUUAUGAAUUCAGUAAACAAGUAUUUACAAAAGGCAAGUCUCCUACAGUAGUAUGUAGCUUGUGCAAACGGGAAGGCCAUUUAAAGAAUGAUUGUCCAGAAGACUUCAAGAAGAUUGAGCUUGACCCACUGCCACCACUGUCACCCAAGUUUUCAGUUAUUCUAGAUCAAGUUUGUGUCCAGUGUUACCAUGAUUUUGCUCCAAAUAUAAUAGAAGAUCAUGCUCGGGAGCAUAUAAGACAAAGCUUGGAAAUCUUCAUUAGACAGGAUUUCCCAGGAACCAAGCUGGAUUUGUUUGGCUCCUCAAAAAAUGGCUUUGGCUUCAAACAAAGUGAUCUUGAUAUCUGUAUGACAAUAGAUGGUCUGGAAACUGCUGAGGGACUUGAUUGCAUCAGAAUCAUUGAAGAUUUAGCAAAAGUUCUCAAGAAACAGUCAGGUUUAAGAAAUGUCUUGCCUAUAACAACUGCUAAAGUCCCAAUUGUCAAAUUUUUCCAUGUCAGAAGUGGUCUUGAAGUAGACAUCAGUUUAUAUAAUACUCUGGCCUUGCAUAAUACCAGACUUCUGUCAUCAUACGCAGCUAUUGAUCCUAGAGUAAAAUAUCUGUGUUACACAAUGAAAGUCUUUACAAAGAUAUGUGACAUUGGAGAUGCGUCUCGAGGUAGCCUGUCAUCAUACGCCUAUACUCUUAUGGUGCUUUAUUUCCUUCAACAGAGAAAUCCACCAGUCAUCCCUGUUCUUCAAGAGAUUUACAAAGAACCAAAAAAGCCUGAAAUUUUGGUUGAUGGCUGGAAUGUAUAUUUCUUUGAUAAGCUAGAGGAGUUGUCAGUUGUUUGGCCAGACUAUGGGAAAAACACUGAAUCUGCUGGGCAACUGUGGCUGGGACUUCUCCGAUUCUACACAGAAGAAUUUGAUUUUAAAGAGCAUGUCAUCUGCAUCAGGAGAAAAAAUCUGCUUACAACUUUCAAGAAGCAGUGGACCUCCAAAUACAUUGUAAUUGAAGAUCCCUUUGAUUUGAACCACAAUCUUGGAGCUGGAUUGUCAAGAAAAAUGACAAAUUUUAUAAUGAAGGCUUUUAUCAAUGGCAGAAGGGUAUUUGGUACCCCUGUAAAAAUAUUUCCUAAAGAAUACCCAUCAAAAAUGGAAUACUUCUUUGAUCCUGAGGUUCUAACAGAAGGACAAUUGGCACCAAAUGAUAGAUGCUGCAGAACUUGUGGUAAAAUUGGCCAUUUCAUGAAAGAUUGUCCAAUGAGACGAAAACUAAGACGGCGUCGUGAUUAUGAAGGUACACAAAGGUAUGGAGAAAUCAAGGAGAAAAAAAGCAAAGAGGACAAAGAAAUGCGGAAUAAACCAACAGAAAAGGAGAACUUAAUCAAGGAGGGAAAGUUGCACCUAUGUACACCUCAGAAGAGGAAACUACCAAGGGUAAUAGUGGAAACUGGAAGAGAGAAGACUCCCAGGCAGUCAGCAGAGAAAUGGAAGCGCCUGGAAGACAGAGAUCUAAGAGAAAAACGUUGUUUUAUCUGUGGAAGAGAAGGUCAUAUUAGAAAGGAAUGCCCUCAAUAUAAAGGAGUUGCAGAUGGCUCAAAGCCAGAAGUGUUGUGCGGGUCCCCUUCUUUACCUACUGCUGUCAAACAUGCUGGUAGAUUAAAUCAGGGAGUGCUUAUGCAUGAAGAAAAAAAGAAACAAAAAGGAAAAGUAUUUUUGAGUCCCCAGUCAGGUUUGUAUAUCUUCAGUUCAAUUCAGAAACUAUGUGUAAAAUCCUGGCCAGCAGGGUAUGGGAGGGGAUUCUGCCCCUCUGCUCUGCUCUGGUGAGAGCCCACCUGGAACCCUGCAUCCAGCUCUGGGGUUCCCAGCACAGGAAGGACAUGGAACUGUUGGAGCUAGUCCAGAAGAAGGUCACCAAGAUGAUCACAGGAAUGGAGCACUUCUCCUGUGGAGAGGCUGAGAGGGUUGGCGUUGUUGAGCCUAGAGAAAGGAAGGCUUCAAGGAAGGCUAUUGCGGCCUUUCAGUUGUAAAAAGGGGCCUUUAAGAAAGGUGGGAACACACUUUUUAGCAGGGACUGUUGUGAUAGUAAGGGGUAAUGGUUUAAAACAGAAAGAGGGUCAAUUUACAUUAGACUAAAGAAAGGAGUUUUUUACAACAAGAAUGGUGAAACACUGGCACAGAUUGCCUAGAGAGGUAGUGGAUGCUUCACCCUUGAAAACAUCCAAGGUCAGGUUGGAUGGGGCUCUGAGUAAUUUGAUGUAGUUCAAGAUGUCCCUGCCCACAGCAGGAGGGUUGGGCUAAAUGAUCUUUAACCCAAAUCGUUCUAUACUUGUAUGAUUCUUCAUCAGUCCUUAUAGAAACUCUAGUUAAUUUGCUGAACACAGUGGCAGCUUGUACAGGCUGAAGUCCCCUAUUUUUUUAAUCUGGAGAAGUGUACAAAUUUUGAGUUUUGUAUUGGAAGCAAAACUUGGGCAUAACAAUUCUAUGCCUUUAUAUAAUUGGUGGAUUUAUUUUGCAUCAGGGUAUGGUGGAGUUGAAUCAAUCUCUCCUGUUUCAGCUUACAUGGGGUUGGCUCUCUGAUUCUUCGGGGACAAAAUAUGGAAUGCUUUUCUGUGAGGGUUUCUUGCAGUAAUUGUCUAGAAUUAUACAUGAUUAACUUGGAGAUUAUCAAACCACGUCCUUGGUCUGAGGUGCCAAAAUGCAAACAAGUUAAAAUUACAUUUAGAAGUAGCAGUGAGAUUGUAUUAUAAAGGCCUUUAUGUACUCUUUCUGAAUCAGAAAUGUUUUGCUUUAAAUACAUGAUUAACACUGUAGCUUCCUCCAGCAAUUUCAUGCACUUAUUAGCAAGUACAAUGAAGAUUUUCACAAUGGCUGCUUUUGUUUUAACAAUUUCUAGUACAACUCUGCAAACCUUUCAGCACCAUGGGUAUAGAAUACACUAAUCUCUCUGCAGUUGGAGGGGGACCUAAUUAGUUUUCUCAAGUUUGUGAAGACUUGACUACAAUUAAGUAUCUCAAAUUAAAUUAUUAAUUUUGUUGGGAAGACACUUUGGAUUUUUUUGUCCUUGCUGGAAGGCUUUUUAAAAUCUAAGUUUGGGGAUUUUGUAACACAAAGUGGUUUGUAAUUAGGUAUUUAGUUCAAGAAAAUGCUAGUUCUCAAUUUUGUAUCUAAAUAUUUCCUACUGUCCUUUAGCAGGUAAUGAUCUUAAGUUGAUCUGUGUGUCGUUUAGUUGUAGUUUGACUUGACAGUAAUUUUCUCCUGUCUUUUUGUUUCAGUUGGUUUGUCUUUCUGGGCUUUUUGUGGGGUUUUUCUGUUUUUGUUUUUUGGUUUUUUGGGGGGUUUUUUUGUGAUUUUGUUUGUUUGGUUGGUUGGUUUUGUUUGGUUUUGUUUUGUUUUUGUUUGGUUUUGUUUUUUAAAAUAAUAAUACCAACAAAUAAUACCUUUAAAGCAUUAUGCUUUUUUCAUCCCAAUUUAGGCAGCCUUUCCAAUAAAUACAUGACUCAGGGAAAAGCCUCACAGAAGAGGACCCAGCAAGAAUCAUGAGGGAUAUUAAGCACUGAUAAAUUGCAACACAGGCCCAUCAUUCACUUAGAAGAAAUGUCUUUGGCUAAAGCAUCUGAGUUCACAGGACAGCAGCAUAGACAACCUUCAGCUUAAGUUCAAUGAAAAUAUGGGUGUUUUCUUUUAGAUUGGUAGCACAAGCAACUGUGGAUUUUAAGACAGACCCCUGCUCUUUAUAAUAGAUUGUUUGAGCAUUUUAAUAGAAAGCCAUGAUGUUUUGUAUUUGUUUACUAGGUAAAGCAUUUAGAAAAGGGCAGGUACUAAAAAUGAACUGUUUUCAGGGUUUUGUUGUUCCACCUGACCAUUUUAAACUGCACUAAAACUAUGUGCUAGCCAAAUAAAUUAUAUUUUCUUCAAAAAUGAAUCUUUUGAAGGAGCAAAUGAUAUUUAUUAAUGUUGAUUGUUUACUGAAUCCUUGUGUAAGUGUUUGAGAUGUUUGUAGACUGCUAUAUUCUUUUUUAUUUCUCCAGAGAACUAAAACAUAGACACUAGUAAUCAUAUGUUAAACAAUCUCUGGACAAGCAGUGCCACUGAGAUUUUGUGAGGUUGUUUUCUCUUCUGUGAUUUUAUGGGAGUUUAUUUGCUGCUGUGCUCAUGUUCAAGAAAGAAAGAUAGACUAGGUAACAGGUCAGUCCUGUUUUGUUGCUGCUAAGAAUCUUUUUCAAGACCUUGGGGAUACAGACAAAAAUGCUUUAAGAAACAGAGGUAUUAUAUUUGGCAACUGGGGAAAAAUACAUGUCCGUUUUCAUAGAAUAUGAAGAGGAUCCUUGUACCAGUCAAGAAUUUACAUUCAUUAGUAGUAUGAACUUGAGUUUUACUUGAAAUCCUUCCAGAGGUGGUAAUGUACCAUCUUGUCUUGUUCAGAAGAGAAUUAGUUAUGUGUUAAAAUUAAAACCACUGUUAAUUUAUGAAUCUGAAAUAAAUUUUAAAAAAAAAGUGAAAAUCAGA
This is a messenger RNA of Motacilla alba alba, 7946 nucleotides long. It is a transcript of the gene TUT7, whose product is annotated as terminal uridylyl transferase 7. The coding region runs from base 612 to 5264 and encodes 1550 amino acids. The transcript is spliced from 28 exons. Gene Ontology annotation, molecular function: nucleic acid binding; RNA uridylyltransferase activity; zinc ion binding. Lineage: Eukaryota; Metazoa; Chordata; Aves; Passeriformes; Motacillidae. The record is from RefSeq and is a predicted model, not a curated record.